This is a messenger RNA of Rubroshorea leprosula, 2270 nucleotides long. The record is from the annotation of a GenBank genome assembly. NCBI's taxonomy places the organism in Eukaryota, Viridiplantae, Streptophyta, Magnoliopsida, Malvales, Dipterocarpaceae.
GUUUUCUAAAUCUCAAAUCUAAUGAGCAUUUGAGGAACGAAAGAAAUGAUGAUCAUCCGAACAUCAUCUAUCUUUGCUUUCUUAGUACUGCUAAUGAUUGAAUCAGCAGCAGGCCAGGCUCAGGUGAAGCCCGGUUGUCAAGAGCGUUGUGGGAAUGUCAGCAUUCCAUACCCCUUUGGAAUCGGAACAGGUUGCUACAUGAGCAAAGGGUUUGAGCUCUACUGUGAUAACGGUACCAAUCCUACUAGAACUCUACUAAACAGCACAAGAAAUAUUGAGGUACUGUAUUUCUCUCUUAUGCCCAGCUUUAUUACCGUCAAACUACCCACAAACUGCACGAAUUGUGCCAGAACCUGGGCACAUUUGAAUCUUUCUGGAAGUCUUUUUAUGUCCGUCUGGUCAGGAUCCAUCUUGGAGGAAUAUGUUUUAGGCGUGUUAGAAUGGGCGAUUACUGAUAAGGAUGUAUUACAAUUACCACAUACAAAUGAGAGUGCAUUUAAUUGUUUCAAGUUUAAUGGUCCUAAUGAUACUGUUGGUUAUGGUUAUUACAACGAAUCCGACUUGUUCUCAUUGUAUACUAUUGGUUAUGGUUAUUACAACGAUUCCGACUUUUUUUCAUUGUAUAAUUUAUCUUCAAUGUCCUGGAACGCAAGUCAACGAUGUGUUUGUGCACGUGGAUUUGAAGGCAACCCUUAUCUACCUCAUGGAUGUCACGAUAUCGAUGAAUGCAAAGACGCUCAGCACAAUUCCAUGUGUUCUGCGGGCUCAAUUUGUGUAAACAAGAUAGGGAGCUACACUUGCGAACCCAAAGAAGGCAAAAAAGCCUUGCCAAUAAUUUUGGGCGUUAGCCUAGGGCUUGGAGUAGUGUGCUUACUUAUUGGUGCAUACUGGUACGAAAUUUUAAAGAAGAGGGAGGAAAAGAACCUUCAGAGGCAGUUCUUCAAAUUAUUAUUGCAGCAACAACUUUCUUCAACUGAGGGUAAUAUUGGAAGGACCAAAAUAUUCAGCACCAAGGAGUUGGAGAGGGCAACUGACCAUUUCAACAAGAAUAGAAUACUUGGUCAAGGAGGCCAGGGUACUGUUUAUAAAGGAAUGUUGACUGAUGGAAGAAUUGUUGCGGUUAAGAAGUCCAAAGCACUAGAUCAAGAGAAAGUUAAAGAGUUCAUCAAUGAGGUGGUCAUUCUUACACAAAUUAAUCAUAGAAACAUUGUUAAGUUAUUAGGCUGUUGUUUGGAGAAUGAAGCUCCUUUGCUAGUUUAUGAAUUCAUCCCUAACGGAACACUUUUCCAGUAUAUACGUGAUGAAAAUGAAGACUUCCCAUUAACCUGGGAAAGACGAUUAACAAUUGCAGCAGAAGUUGCUGCUGCCCUUUCCUACUUGCACUCAGCAGCCUCCAUUCCAAUUUAUCAUAGAGAUGUCAAGUCCUCAAAUGUUCUACUGGAUGAAAAGUACAAGGCAAAAGUUUCGGACUUUGGAACAUCAAGAUCAAUUGCCAUUGAUCAAACUCAUUUGACUACAAAUGUUCAGGGCACAUUUGGGUACUUGGACCCUGAAUAUUACCAAUCUAGUCAAUUUACAGAAAAGAGUGAUGUUUAUAGUUUUGGAGUUGUCCUUGUUGAGCUCUUAACAGGAGAAAAACCAAUUUCUUUAGCAAGGGCAGAAGGAGGAAGAAGUUUGGCCUCUCAUUUCAUUCAUUCCAUGGAAGAUAAUAGUCUCUUGAGUAUUCUUGAUGCUCGAGUUAGGGAGAGUUCUGCAUGUGAAGAGAUAACAAAGGUCGCUAAACUUGCACAUCGAUGCUUGAACUUGAAUGGUAAAAUGCGGCCAAAGAUGAUAGAAGUUGCUAUGGAGUUAGAGCAGAUUCAUCUUUUGCAAAACAAUUCAAAUGGUCAACAGAAUCAUGAAGAGGUUACAUAUGUCAAAAGUGAAGUAACCAAUCUCUGGGAUGGUACCUCGACAUCAAUAGGUUCAGGUUUGGACUCUGGAGCUGUGAAUUCCUUUGAUGAUUUUAAUGACAACAAAACCAUUGGAAAAGUUUAAUCAGGAGCUUCUUUGUUCAUAGACAUGCAGCCAUUAAUUUCCAAUAAAUCACAGGGAUUUAACUGAUUUAUCCUAGAAUGAAUUUAUUCCAUGUUGAGGAACAUCGUAAGCUCUUUCUUUCUUUAGUGUUUGAAAAUUUGUAGUUCAUCUAAUUUUUAUUUUUGUUGCUUUGUAGUUUAAAGUUCAAAUAAAGUUUAUGUACUGCUCGGUUAGAAUAAUUUGAUAUCAUGAUG